AUGACCAAGGGAAGAUACAAUCCUAAGACGAUUGGGGAUUAUCGGAGAAACUAUCAAAUAGAUAAUAACUUAUUUCUUGAGAAUGAAUCAGAUUCUCAAACGGGGUGCCAUAUGCGUAACCAAAGAAAUAGGUUCUUUUAUUUUUUGCUCAAGACGUGUACAUUUGUUGUUUUAGCAUCAACAUGGCAAAAUUCCGAUAAGACGCAUACUACCUCAACCUUUGGUGAAUCAUGGGUUAAGAGAAGGAGAGCAAAUGAAAUAGGCGUAAGGUUGGGAAGAUUGCUAAUUGGAGAUACAAAUAUAAGCCUUGAGCCAUGUUAUGCUCUUUAUGAAGACAGAGAAGCAGAUGUGCUAGGAGAAAAUUACCAUUCUUCUAAAAAGCGUCCACAAGAAAUAUUCCUCCGUAGCAAUUUUCAAAAUAAUUUAGAUUAUUCAUUAUACAAUAAUAAAGGUGUGGGAGAGAGUAACAUGCAAGCUAGGGAAAAUGGUAAUAAUAGUAGAAGUAUGACGAGCGAGUCAUUUGAUUCGUUAAGUUUCUCUAACGAUUUUCAUCAAGCAAAUGAUGCUCCAAAUGAUAAAAAUGAAUUAGGAAUAAGGUUUGACACCAUGGAGCAUUGCAGUAACUUUAAAGGCGAUAUUUAUUACGGAAAACAGGAUGAAAGUUCUGUAAAUCGUUGCACUAACCUAGAAAAUAGUGGGAGCAAUGAUAAUAAUAAAGGACAUAAUCCAAAUUAUAAUUCUAUGAUAAAUGCUGAGGAAUCAUUCCGUUCACCAAAUGUUAGUAAAGCAGCUGGGUCAAGUAACCCAGGAGAAGGUGACCAUAUUUCUUCAGAACAACUGGGAGAUUUAAAAAAUUACAAUAAUUUUAAAGAAAAUUGUGAUGAAACACAGGACGAUGAAGAUUUUAAAGUGAAUUAUUCAUCAUUACAAUUUGAUUGCGGUGAAAGCAGAACACUUGAUAAUUUUAAAUAUAGUGGUAAUAUGAAGGAGGAUGUACCAUUUGAUAAUAUGCAAGGUAGUAAUAGGAGCUCAAGUAAACAAUUUGAGGUACCAAGUGUUAAUGUCAGUUUUGAUAAAUCUCACGAUACGUUAAAGGAGUACAGUGAUUUUAAAGAUAAAGUUAAUAAAAUAAAAAUGGAUAGUGAUUUUACGGAAGGCUUUUACUCAUUAAAAGGAGUUAGUAAUGUAAAUGCAUCUUUUGGUAAAAUUACGGGUGACAUUAAUGGAGACGGAGAAAUUAAUAAAAAUGAUAAUGUUUCUAGUGGCUGUAAGUUUGAACAAAAUUAUAAAGCAUCAUCCAAUAAUGAAGAUUCGGAGAGGAUAUCUGAUUUACUGAAGCAUUACAACGAUUUUAAGGGAGAAGCUAAUGCAGAAACAUUUGAUGAUAAAUUUGAAAAGGGAUAUAUGACAUUAAAUCCUGAUGAUGGGGUAAACACACAGGUGAAGCAACAAGGAGGAGAUGCGAAGGAAGUUAAUGAAAUAACUGAUGAAUUGCCAAAUGAAGAUAAUUUUGAAAAUAUAUUUGAAAAAUAUAGGAGAGAUAACCAUUUUAAGAAGUUACACAGUUCAUUAAUGCGUACUGCCAACACGGAAAAGCAUUUUGAUAAAAUUAAUGAUGAUUAUAAUUAUGAUAAAAAAUAUGAUAUAUUAAGAUCUGGUGAAAGCGAUGUUCAUAAUUCACAGGGCAAGCGAAACUCGGAUGAAAAUAAUGACGAUCAUUAUAAAGAAGAUUUAGAGCAAAUACUUAAUUUAUUGAAAUAUCAUAAUGCUUUUAAGGAACAAGUGAAUGAAGAUAAAAUUGAUAACGCUACUGAAAAUGGGGUUAAUAUAUUAACGAAGCACGAUAUUCCUAGAAAUGGGGUACAUCCGUCAAAAAGUGAUUCACACGGUGGCAAAAAAAAAAGUGGAAAUAUGAAUGGGAGGAAUAAUGCAAACAGACGAUUUCAGGAAUCGAGAAUAGACCUAAACAGUUAUAAUAACCCAGUUAAUAGAUCCCCUAAUGGUGGUAGAAAUUAUAAGAAUCGAAAUAAUGGAUAUAGAAACUAUGGAAGUAAUGCUCAAAACCCAUUGGAUGUAUUUAAAAACGAGCAAGAUUAUUCCAAUGAAAACUUGCAUAUCUUUAACGGUAUGAGCAAAUUUGGAAAGGAAAUUUACCCAUCAAGGUUUCACGAAAACAAUGAUAAUGAACAGCCAAAGGGAUCGAAAACUGAAAAUGAUGAAAGCGACCAUGGUGAAUAUGCAGAUGAUGAAUAUGAAGACGAGCAUGUUGGAGGGGAAUGUAGAAGGUAUAAUGAAGGUAAAAAACAUGAUUAUGGUACCCAAGGUGUUUACAGAUAUUAUGAUAAUCGUAUAAAUAUUUUAAGACAGGACAAACUUGCUCCGGAAUUCCAAAAAUUAGAAGAAUAUAAAGAUAAUACUGAAGUAGUUACUACAAUGCUCGAAAGUACGGGAAAUUCUGAGGAACAAUUCGGUGAGACUUUAAAAGAUGUUGUAAAUGUCGAGGAAUCGUUAGAUGUUACACCAGGAGAUAAUACAAAUGCUAUCGAACAAUACGACGGUACUUUAAAAGACAAUGUUAGUCUUAAGGAGCAACUUAAUGUGUCAGAAGAUCACCAAGAUAACAAACAAUUUGGUAAAUCAAAAGAUGAAGAGCGAGGCAGCAUCGGAUGUGACGAAUUGGAUGAUGACAGAAUUAUAUGUACACUUCGCAAAUCAGAGUGUGGUGACGAAAGAAACCAUGUAACUUAUAAAUCCAGAAAAAUUGGUAACACAAACGACGGUGCAAUUGAUAGAUCAAAAAUGGCUGCUGACAAAAGGAACCAUAUAACAGAAAAAUUAAAAAGGAUUGAUGACAGAGAUAGUGAUAUCCAUGAUCACUCACGAAGUGGAGAGAGAAAUAGCGAUAAAAAGGGAGACACAAAUGACAAAAAACGUAAUGAAAAAAAUAGUUUUAUAGAUGGUAACUCCAAAAAUGAUGACAACACUAGUGUUAUAUCCGAUAAAUCCAUGGGUGAUAGAAAUAAAAAAAAUUCACAUACUUAUAAAAAGGAUAACGCUAAAGAUAAAGGGAAGAUCACUGAAUUAAUCAACACAGAUAAUUACCAUAAUAAACAUUUGAAUGAUAUAGAACUUAUGGACGAUUUUAAUAGAAUGUUUAAUAUUUUACAGAAUUCUGUUGCUACAAAGGAAAGAUUCGAAGCAUUGGAACAUUAUGAGAUGUUAAAAAAAGAGAUCCUUAAUAUACAACUUGAAAAAGAUUUUGAGCAUGUAAUUAAUAAAAUAGAGCAUCGUACCUAUAAUAAAGGAUCGUUAUAUGCACCAAAGGAGGAAUAUGGGAACUCAUGUGAUUCAUCACGGGAUGAAGAUUACUUUGACAGUCAAUAUGAUAGAUUAAUGUAUAAUGAUAGGAAUAGGAAAGUGUCUAAUAUGAAAAAGAAGGAUAACUAUUCUGAUUGCCAAUCCGAUAUAUUAGGACGUAAUAAUAGAGAUAAGAAAGAAUUAAAUAUGGGUAAAGGAGGCAAACGUUACGAAGAUACCGAUUCCAUUCGUGAUCAUUAUAAUUCGGAAAUCCAAUAUAACGUAUCAAAAAAGGAAUGUAGCCUUAAAAAAAGUGUUGAUAAAUCAAACAUUAAUACUGAUUAUUAUAAUUAUAGAAGUUCAUUUGACGUUUCGAAAAAUAAUAAGCUGUCGAAGGCAAAGUCUGAUAAAUCAAAGGAUGAUGAUAUUUAUUAUGGUUCCAGGACGUCCCUUGGUGUAAGAGGUGAUAGUAACAAUGAAAAAAGAAUUUUGAAUAAAAUAAGUGACCACGAUAAUUGUUAUUAUGGUUCUAAGUAUACAUCUAUUUCUUCAAAAGUAAAUAAUGAUGUGGCUAAGAAAUGUUAUAACAAAUCACGCGGGACUACUGAUAAGUGUGAAACUAGGAGCUUAUAUAGUGUAUUAAGUAGAAAUAGAUCUAGGAGAAGUCUUGAUAAAGGAGGUGCUCCUUCUAACUAUUAUAGUUCAAAGACUUUUUCUAAUGAAUCUAAUGACAAUAAGGUCGAUAAGAAUAUUUCCUAUAAAACAAACACGGUGUGCCAUUCUGGAAAACAAUUAAAAGUGUUAAGGGAUGCUAAAGCGAGUUCAAAGGGAAGUGUAAAUAAAAUAAACAAUGAAGAAAAGGGAAACGAAAAAAAUAAAGUUGAUUCCCACUUUAUGACAUCCUUUUAUUCUUUAGAAGACUACCCCCUAGGUAAGUAUAAGUCUUAUAAUUCAUUAAAAUCUGAUCAGAGCAACUUAGAUGAUCUAUAUGACGAAUUAGAUGAUGCUUACACACUGAAUAAGCGAUAUCAGGCAUUAAAAUGCAGUAAAGAAGGAUUCUAUGUGCAAAAUGAUGAUGUAAAAUAUGAUGAAAAAAAAUUUGGUACAGCUCAAAAGACAGUGGAAAGAUGUGAAAAAGUUGGUAAAAAGAAAUCCAAUAAAUCCAGAAAGAACGAUAAGAAAUGUCUGAAAUCACGUAAAGAAUCAGAAAUGGAUAUUGAUUUUUGGAAGUCAUGUUACACCUUCAAACGUAGAAGUUUUGCUUCUAAAAUAUCGGACUUAUUAGAACGAAAUGAUAAACCUAUCGGGAUAGAGGAAACAUUCAGACAUGAUAGGAAUUAUAAAGAUUCAAGUGAUAAAGCGAAAAACAAUAGAGAGAACCGUAAUAGAAAAUAUGGUUAUAGCGAAGGUAAUAACAGAAGAGAUGAUAAUGAAAGAAAUCAUAACAGAAGGAAUGAUAUAAAUGAUAACUAUGAAAUGAGCUUAGUAAACAUAAAAAGGAAUAAAAAGAGCUCUAUAAAAAAAGUAUUUUCAUAUAUAGGAAGAGAUGAAGAUGAACCCUCCAAAUCAAGAAAGGUUAAUGGGAAAUUUUUGUUUUUAAGGAUUUUAAAAUUUAUCAAAAAAAUAGAUUUCAUGUUUGAAUUAGAAAUAAUGAAAUCAGUGAGAUGUUCAAUAGGGAGUGAUACAUUCUUGAUUAAGCCAGAAACGAAUUUAAAUAAAUUAUUUUAUUACACCAAGAAAUGUAAAAUAUAUUCUCCAGUUUUAUUAACGUUAAUAUGUUUAUUCAUAUUUUACCUAGCCAAUUUACAUAACGUAGUCCUUGGUAUUGGUGUCAUACUUCUGGGCAUGAUGCUUUAUUAUUCUUUGAAAUUAUUAAAGUGCCAUAAAAUGAGAGAAGUGUUUAGAACUUUUAGCGAAACCAAUAAAUUCAGAAUAAGUUAG
This is a messenger RNA of Plasmodium knowlesi strain H, 5238 nucleotides long. Its product is annotated as Plasmodium exported protein, unknown function. Lineage: Eukaryota; Apicomplexa; Aconoidasida; Haemosporida; Plasmodiidae. The transcript is spliced from 2 exons. The coding region runs from base 1 to 5238 and encodes 1745 amino acids. The record is from RefSeq and is a predicted model, not a curated record.